This is a messenger RNA of Oxyura jamaicensis (ruddy duck), 2612 nucleotides long. It is a transcript of the gene RALB, whose product is annotated as RAS like proto-oncogene B. The record is from RefSeq and is a predicted model, not a curated record. The transcript is spliced from 5 exons. The coding region runs from base 209 to 829 and encodes 206 amino acids. Lineage: Eukaryota; Metazoa; Chordata; Aves; Anseriformes; Anatidae. Gene Ontology annotation, cellular component: plasma membrane. Gene Ontology annotation, molecular function: GDP binding; GTP binding; GTPase activity. Gene Ontology annotation, biological process: Ras protein signal transduction.
UGGCAGACCUGGUGUGUGCUGUGUAUUGAAGAAGAGUAUGCUCCUGCACAGAGGAGCUUUCAGAGGUAGCAAGGUUGGAAUACGUUUUGCAACUCAAUUGCAGGAGUUGAGGGUGUUGUACAACUCUCUUUUAGUGUCACUUAUCUGGUAUGAGGCUCAUUGACUAAGAUCUAAUUAGUUGCCUGGCACUUCUGUGGCAAACAAGACAAUGGCUGCCAGCAAGAGCAAGAACCAGAGUUCCUUGGCGCUUCAUAAAGUAAUUAUGGUCGGCAGUGGAGGCGUGGGCAAAUCUGCACUCACUCUCCAGUUCAUGUAUGAUGAGUUUGUAGAAGACUAUGAACCUACCAAGGCUGACAGCUACAGAAAGAAAGUAGUUCUGGAUGGUGAAGAAGUUCAGAUAGACAUUUUGGAUACAGCAGGACAGGAGGAUUAUGCAGCCAUCAGAGACAACUAUUUUCGCAGUGGGGAAGGGUUUCUUCUUGUCUUCUCCAUAACAGAACAUGAAUCCUUUACAGCAACAGCAGAGUUUCGGGAACAGAUCCUGCGUGUGAAGGCCGAAGAGGAUAAAAUCCCUUUACUGGUAGUAGGAAACAAAUCUGACUUGGAAGAGCGCAGACAAGUGCCUGUAGAAGAGGCUAGAAGUAAGGCAGAGGAGUGGGGUGUGCAGUACGUAGAAACCUCUGCCAAAACUAGAGCAAAUGUAGAUAAGGUAUUCUUUGAUUUAAUGCGAGAAAUCAGAGCAAAGAAAAUGUCUGAAAACAAAGACAAGAAUGGCAAGAAAAGUGGCAAGAACAAGAAAAGCUUUAAAGAAAGAUGCUGCUUACUGUGAUGCUUGGGAACUGUAAAUAUCUAUCUCCAGGUGGCAUGGAUAAGAUACCACUAAGGAUAUAGGGCUGGAUUCAUGAAAGGAAGUCUGUAUUGACUCCCUUAUCUCUUGCUUUGCAUAUCAUACCUUCAAAAUGUGAAAACAGAACUUUGAAACCAUUUCUGGUAUCCAACAAAACCUAUGCCUAUGUAGACUGAAAUGGGCUCUGUCUUCCUAGUGUCUUUCAGAACUAGAAACAUGCUGAAUUUCAGAACUACAAUCAUUCUAUGUGGUUAUACAAAGUUCUUUUCGUAUUAACUUCCUGGUUUACUUUAAUGUCUCUCAGAAUGUUUCUCUUGAACCUCUACUGGCCUUAAGAAACGUAGCUGUUCAGGUUCAAACAAUUUUUCACUGUUGCCCUACUUGAUGUUGCAAAUGGCAGAAAAGCCAGAUGACAAUUGGUAAGAGUUUGAGUCUCCAUCUUCUGUUAGUGGUCACUGAUUUCUUAUGCUGAAAUCUGCUUUUUUCCUUCCUACGCUCCACUUAAAUAGCAACUGACACUUGAGUCAACUCAAAACAAAGUUUCUUCCAUGUUCUGUUUAGUCAAUACAGCAUUCAUGAAUCAAGCCUAUGGACUCACUUCAGACUUACUUAGGUAAUAAAAACUAUGAUAUUUAAAUACUGGUCAGAUGCAUUCCCCACUGGUCCAUCUUCUCAUCCUUAAAUUAGUGGUAUGGGGUGAGAAAAUGACUCAAGCCUUUCUUCAACAGGAAUAUACAUAUAGUGUUGUCACAGCCUCCUAGAAAUGUCCUGGGUUUCUUCCAUGUUUUGUGGCUAGACACGAUUGCACUCAUUCUACAUUGGUCAUCAUUCUCCUUCCUAGUACUGGAACAGUGAAAAUCAACGUUUGUGUUUUGUUUAUAUUAAAUCCACGAUCAUGUUGGAAGAGUGGGAACAUCUGCAUCCAUUCCAUGUCUUAUUGAAAACAGACCUCGAGUAAGGGUGGUUCACAACACGGUCAUGAGUUGGAGUAGGUGAGGCAUACAUGCUACCUCUCAGUGAUUAUUUGCACGGUUGCAGAAAGAAAAUGGAGUUAAGCAGUUGCCACAUCUGUUACUCACUAUUAAUUUUAUAUGUACUGUUUCUGAUGCACAGCAGCCUAGCACAUGGAGAUGCAUGUUGAGUUUUGCUGUUAGUUAUGCAAUGGUGGUCAUGUUUUAGUCAACAAAAAACAGCCUAAAAAUGGAAGAGAAGUCAUUUCUUAGCAGGUCCUCUUGUCAGCUGACUGAACUGUGUUUUCUGAUGCAGUUUAAAUUAAGUGCAGUUGCCAAAAAAAAAAAUACUUCUGUCCCUGUUGUAGAAAGUAACUGUCUCUUCUGUUUGUAGAGUCUCUCUCUUCCAUUUUGAAGGAGUAGGCAGUCUUGAAAAGUAGUGACUGUAUCUUGCUUUUUAACUAGAUGCUUAAAACACCCUUGGUGAAAGGAUAAUGCUAUGUGGUUGUUCAAUGAAGCACACUGCGGUACUAAAUUAACAAAUACUUUUUCUUGAGGUAAAGGAGUAGUAAAUACUGUUCUGUACUUCAUAUUGUAAUUUGAAGAUGAAAAACAUUUUUAACAUGUACUAGAUUGCUCUUGUGCAUUCAAUGUCUGAACUUUGGAGGAAAAAUGUUAGAUAUCAGAACUUCUGGUCUGAGGCUUUACAGGGACUUAUCACAAACUCAUCGUCUUCCAUAAUUAGUCUAAUGUGUCAGGCAACUCAUUGGAUUGGGGAAAAUGUACUAAAUAAAAGGUGCUGUAAUCUUCGUUCA